Molecule: messenger RNA, 3525 nt
Organism: Myripristis murdjan (pinecone soldierfish)
Lineage: Eukaryota; Metazoa; Chordata; Actinopteri; Holocentriformes; Holocentridae
Gene: rhbdf1a
Product: rhomboid 5 homolog 1a (Drosophila)
Exons: 18
Coding region: 329-2905 (858 amino acids)
Biological process (GO): regulation of protein secretion; regulation of epidermal growth factor receptor signaling pathway
Cellular component (GO): endoplasmic reticulum membrane
Molecular function (GO): serine-type endopeptidase activity
Source: RefSeq, a predicted model, not a curated record
CGGCAGAGGAAAACUUACCCCGGUUGAUCCAUGGAGGAGUGUGGGAAUGCUCUGUCCGUAGGUGGGAAGAAGAGAACCGGACCGCAGCGUUUAGGCCACAUCCCGGACUGCCUCCGCCGGUUUGAUCUCCACCAGAAUAAACACUAGAGCGCCGGUUUGACACCAAACAUCUGCGGGAAAAGCACAUUUAAUCCUGCGCCUCUGUCAGGAUGAUGUGACAAAUCACUCAGCUGUUGCCUGGGAAAUCUGCAAAACAGGAUUUUUCAUUGCUGGAAAUCACCUGACCUGGUUAUUAUAAGGCUGGCAGGCCUGGGGUGGUACAGAGAGCAUGGCUGAACCACGGCGGGAGAGCACCAGCAGCCUGCAGAGGAAGAAACCUCCGUGGCUCAAACUGGACAUUCCCGCCACUCAGAUGUCACUCGACGAGCCUCCCACUUUUGUUCAGCCGGUGAAGAGACAGGGGUUCCUGCGCAGUAUCAGCAUGCCAGUGGAAACCAGUCACCUCCAGUCCCCGCCCCGUGACCUCUUUGACCCCCGACGGCCUGUCCUGCAGCGCCAGUCGUCCAUCACUCAGACCAUCAAGAGGGGCACAGCGGACUGGUUUGGGGUCAGUAAGGAUGGCGAUGCCACACAGAAAUGGCAAAGGAAGAGCCUGCGCCACUGCAGCCUGCGCUACGGGAAACUGAAGCCGCAGGUGCUCCGAGAGAUGGAUCUGCCCAGCCAGGACAACAUCUCCCUUACCAGCACGGAGACGCCACCUCCUCUCUACGUCCCCGCCUCACAGCAUGGCAUGCAGAAGAUCGUGGACCCGCUGGCGCGAGGACGGGCCUUCCGCAUGGUGGAGGAGGUGGACGGCUACAGCGUGCCUCAGACCCCCAUCACCCCCGGCGCCGCCUCGCUCUGCUCCUUCACCAGCUCCCGCUCAGGUCUGAACCGACUGCCUCGCCGGCGCAAGAGGGAGUCUGUGGCCAAGAUGAGCUUCAGGGCCGCAGCGGCGCUGGUCAAGGGGCGUUCAUUGCGGGACAGCACUCUGAGACGGGCCCAGAGGCGCAGCUUCACCCCUGCCAGCUUCAUGGAGGAGGAUGUGGUUGACUUUCCUGAUGAACUGGACACGUCUUUCUUUGCCAGAGACAUUCUGAUGCAGGAGGAGUUGUCCACAUUUGCAGACGAAGUGUUUGAGUCCCCGUCUGAGGCUGAUAUGAAGGACGUAGAGCCCAGCAGCAAGAUGGAUGAGACGGAGCUGACAGGCAGCGCUCUGGAUAAAACAGAGCUGGAGAGGAGUCACCUCAUGCUACCUCUGGAGCGGGGGUGGCGUAAAGCCAAAGAAGGAACUCCAGGACCACCAAAGGUGCCCCUGCGGCAGGAGGUGGUGAGCGUCAACGGCCAGCGGCGGGGGCAGCGCAUCGUUGUACCCGUCAAAAAGCUUUUCGCCAGAGAAAAGAGGCCGUAUGGGUUAGGCAUGGUGGGGAAGCUCACGAACCGCACCUACCGCAAGCGCAUCGACAGCUACGUCAAGAGGCAGAUAGAGGACAUGGACGACCAUAGGCCUUUUUUUACAUACUGGAUUACUUUUGUCCAUUUGCUGAUCACAAUCUUGGCCGUGUGCAUCUAUGGUAUUGCACCAGUGGGUUUCUCCCAGCAUGAGACUGUUGAUUCUGUUUUAAGAAACAAAGGUGUGUAUGAAAAUGUCAAAUUUGUACAGCAGGAGAACUUCUGGAUUGGGCCUAGUUCGGAGGCUCUGAUCCACUUGGGGGCCAAAUACUCUCCCUGCAUGCGGCAGGAUAAGCAGGUGCAUGAUCUGAUCAGGGACAAGAGAGCUAUCGAACGCAACUCUGCCUGCUGCGUGCGGAACGAUCGCUCCGGCUGUGUCCAAACCUCUGAGGAGGAGUGCUCGAGUACUCUGGCAGUGUGGGUGAAGUGGCCGUGGCAUUCGAGCACUCCCCAGCUGAACGGCAAAGACAGACAGUACGGCUCUGUGUGCCAUCAGGACCCAAGGAUAUGUCUAGAGCCUGCCUCAGUCUCUCCUCAUGAGUGGCCUGAUGAUAUUACUAGGUGGCCGAUUUGCACCAGGUACAACACAGGGAACCACACCAACCUGCCUCACAUAGACUGUACCAUAACAGGCCGGCCCUGCUGCAUCGGAACCAAAGGGAGGUGUGAAAUCACUUCCCGGGAAUAUUGUGACUUCAUGAGGGGCUACUUCCAUGAGGAGGCUACUCUCUGCUCUCAAGUGCACUGCAUGGACGAUGUGUGUGGCCUACUGCCUUUCCUCAAUCCUGAGAUCCCAGAUCAGUUUUACAGACUGUGGCUCUCGCUCUUCCUGCAUGCUGGAAUCCUUCACUGCCUGGUGUCGGUGGGUUUCCAGAUGACCAUCCUGAGGGACCUGGAAAAGCUGGCAGGCUGGCUGCGCAUCUCAAUCAUUUACAUCCUCAGUGGCAUCACAGGGAACCUCGCCUCAGCCAUCUUCCUACCCUACAGAGCAGAGGUGGGGCCGGCGGGCUCUCAGUUUGGGAUCCUGGCCUGCCUGUUUGUGGAGUUGUUUCAGAGCUGGCAGAUCCUGGCCCAGCCCUGGAGGGCCUUCAUCAAGCUGCUGUGUGUGGUGCUCUUCCUCUUUGCCUUCGGCCUGCUGCCCUGGAUCGACAAUUUCGCCCACAUCUGUGGUUUCAUCUCUGGCUUCUUCCUGUCGUUCGCCUUCCUACCGUACAUCAGCUUUGGCCGCAUGGACAUGUACCGCAAACGCUGCCAGAUCAUCGUCUUCCUGUUGGUGUUUGUCGGGCUCUUCGCAGGCCUCGUGGUGCUCUUCUACGUCUACCCUAUCAAGUGUGAAUGGUGCGAGCUGCUCACCUGCAUCCCCUUCACGGACAAAUUCUGUGAGAAGUACGACCUCAACGCUCACCUCCACUGAAGCUGGGAGAGUUUGUGUGCGAACAUCAGGCCAGGAGACGUGGAUUGACAGAUGACAUCAGCCGGUCCCUGUCUCCACUCUGCCCUUGUGUCGCUCCCUUCUCUGUGAACUCUUGACAAUAUGCUUGUGUUUUUUACUCUGUUAGUAUAAAUAGAUAUGCCACUCGUCAUAAGGACGUUCUGUAAUCACCUUCCUUUUCACCGGCAGUCAUUGUCACUUCCUUCACGGUCCAGUGAAACAAAUGUAUGGCACUUCUAAACCUCAUGAAAGCUCCCAGCUGCCCUUGUGUGUGAGGCAGGGAUUAGCAAAGCCAGCACUGGUACAGAGAGAAGGAAUAUUUCGUUUUUUACAUUCACAGUCCAGAAGUAGGUUUUAUUAUUAUUCAGGCAACCUUGUAAAGAACCAGGGACAAAAAUCACAUAUUGAUACCUUUGGUGCCUUGUUGAUAAAUGUACCAACUACUGCCAUAUUUUUGUUACAUUAUGCUGAGCACUCGAAUGUUUUCUUUUAUUUGUUUAUUGCUUCUCAAGAAGUGAUGAUUGUUUUAAACACGGUAGUGUUUUAGCUACCUGUCUACUCACAUGUAACUGAAUACAAGAGUAAAAAAAAUCUACAAAUUA